Scophthalmus maximus (turbot) is the source of this 1951-nucleotide messenger RNA. RefSeq names its product 3-oxoacyl-ACP synthase, mitochondrial (gene oxsm). Gene Ontology annotation, biological process: fatty acid biosynthetic process. Gene Ontology annotation, molecular function: 3-oxoacyl-[acyl-carrier-protein] synthase activity. The transcript is spliced from 2 exons. The coding region runs from base 149 to 1543 and encodes 464 amino acids. NCBI's taxonomy places the organism in Eukaryota, Metazoa, Chordata, Actinopteri, Pleuronectiformes, Scophthalmidae. The record is from RefSeq and is a predicted model, not a curated record.
GUUUUUUUUUUUUUCUCGCAUUGACGGAAGCAGCGCCCCGUCGAGUUGGUUGUCAACUGUGCGUUCAGACGUGUCAGGGAAAUAUUUCCGCUUUCGUUUUGUGAAAUUAUCUCUCUCAUAUUAAGCGGGCGUGUACAGAGGUAGCACUAUGUCCGCCCUACCACCAUCCUGUUGGACUAAACUCCAGCUGAGACCACAGAAGGUGAGGGCACUUCUUCUUAAGAGUGCCUGUGUCUGUCCAAACCAACACUACAGGCGCUGCAGCUCUGGACAGCAGAGGAGGAGGGUUGUCAUCACUGGCAUUGGGUUGGUUUGCCCUCUGGGGACAGGGACCGCUCUGCCCUGGGACCAUCUGGUUAAAGCCCACAGUGGGAUAGUUGCUCUGGACUCUGAGGAGUACAAGUCUGUUCCUUGUAAAGUGGCCGCUCUAGUGACAAGAGGCACUGAAGAGGGUCAGUUUAACGUGGAAAGGUUCGCCUCUCGUGGGGAGAUCAACAGCAUGUCCCCGGCGACUGUGAUGGCCCUGGGAGCCGCUCAGCUCGCCCUGGAGGACUCCGGGUGGUCCCCAAAGUCCCCAGAGGAACAGCUCAGUACAGGGGUGGCUGUUGGCAUGGGCAUGGUGUCGCUGGAGGAGAUCGCUCGCACCUCUGCUGCCUUCCAGGAGAAGGGCUACAGCAAAGUGAGCCCCUUCUUUGUGCCCCGCAUCCUUGUCAACAUGGCUGCUGGGCACAUAAGUAUCAAACACAGAUUAAAGGGUCCCAAUCACGCGGUGUCCACAGCAUGCACCACGGGGGCACACGCCGUAGGCGAUGCCGCUAGGUUCAUCUUGCACGGGGAUGCGGUCGCUAUGGUUGCAGGGGGAACCGAAUCAUGCGUGGGGCCUCUGUCCAUGGCUGGGUUUGCCAGGGCGCGCGCCCUCGCCACCAAAUGGAACGACAGCCCCAAGCUGGCGUCGAGACCCUUCCAUCCAGAGAGAGAGGGCUUUGUGAUGGGCGAAGGAGCCGCGGUGCUCCUGCUAGAGGAGCUGGAGCACGCAGUGAAGAGGGGAGCCCGGGUCUACGCUGAGGUGCUGGGCUAUGGGCUCUCAGGGGAUGCCAGCCACAUCACUGCACCCACUGCAGACGGGGAUGGGGCGUUCAGGUGCAUGUCUGCAGCCCUCAGAGAUGCUGGCGUCUCACCGGCAGAUGUAACAUACGUGAACGCUCACGCCACGUCCACGCCGUUGGGUGAUGCGGCCGAAAAUGCUGCCAUCAAAAGGCUCUUCCAGCAGAGCACUGAGAGCAUGGCAGUCUCCUCCACAAAGGGAGCCACAGGACAUCUGCUCGGAGCGGCAGGGGCCCUGGAGGCAGCAUUCACCGCUCUGGCCUGUUACCACGGGGUCCUGCCCCCGACUCUCAACCUGGACCGCACCGAGCCAGAGUUUGACCUGAACUACGUUCCCUGCACAGCGCAGCCGUGGCGGACCCGGGGCCGAAGGGUCGCCCUCACAAACUCAUUUGGAUUUGGAGGCACCAACGCCUCGCUGUGUCUCGCCAGCAUCUGAUGAAAGACAGAGACUAAUCUUCUAACCACAUAAUCUAAAUCACAUUGGAUCCUUUCCUCUUUUUCUGGUGUGAUUAGAGUUUAACUGGCUGAAUAUUCAUCAGUACUGCUACUGGUCGUUUGUGGAAAAUUUUUAUGAAACAAUAAUGUGAAUUAAGUGAAGAUUCCAUAGAAAUCCCAAAUUUCCCUCAAGAUCAAUAAAGUUUUCUUCAUUUAUCUACAAGUUUGGAUCCUUAAAACUUGUUUACAUAAAAACAAAACUCAUGGUAGAAGUAUGGUCUCUAUGUGGAGAAGCUGCUUUACAGUUUGGCAUGGAAACAGAAAAUGUGGGUGUUCUGUAUUGUGUGUUUUGCUGCUCUUCAGUAUUUGCAGAUUGUGACUGCAAGAAUAAAUCUGGUUUGCUAAAGUA